Messenger RNA from Pseudoliparis swirei, 2504 nucleotides. Its product is annotated as LAT2 domain-containing protein. The record is from RefSeq and is a predicted model, not a curated record. Bases 1894 to 2355 code for a protein of 153 amino acids. The transcript has 9 exons. Gene Ontology annotation, biological process: immune response-regulating signaling pathway; B cell activation. NCBI's taxonomy places the organism in Eukaryota, Metazoa, Chordata, Actinopteri, Perciformes, Liparidae.
UUAUAGUGUGGUAUUUAUUGCAUAUAUUUCUCAAUACUUAAUCCUAAAAUAUAUUACAUUCUGCACUACAUGUUUUAUUUCACUGAAACCAAAACCUCAGGUACUGUACUUAAGAUACAUUUUGAGAUACUUGUACUUUACUUGAGUAUAUCCAUUUUCUUCUACAUCCUUCUUCUUCUUCACAACAUUUUGGAGGGAAAUGUUGUACUUUCUACACCAAUACAGCCACCUGUUACUGUUAGUUUUUACCAAUAAAUACAUAAUAUGCUUGUAUAGUAUGAUUUAUUACUAUACUGUUGAUCUAGUUUAUCUAUCUGGUAUUAAAUAUUCUCUCACAUGUAUGUGUUGGUACAGAAGCCCUGAGAGGCAAGUGACACAUUUUAUUGACUGUGUGUGACUGAAGAACAGGUGAAGAAAGUUCUGCAAGGAUAAUCUUAAAACACUUGGGAAACAAUAGUUCUGGCCACAAGAGGCUGAUAUUGACCCGUACACACUCCAUACGGGACUAAAUGCAUUCAUGUUUUCUCCAAGGUGAGUUUUAAUUUCCUAAAACACAAUAUAAAGUGCAUGGGGAAAUUAAAACUCAUUCUAAAUAAGUAUUACAACCACAAAGACUGAGAAAUAAGUAUCCUUUCAACAACAACAAAAACACCAGCCAAAACUUUUCAAACCCAUUUUCACAGGUGAAAAAAAUAAUCAAAUGAUCCUGAAAAACUGUUUUCCCAUCAUGUUGUUAAGUUUUCAACACAGCAGAGAAUACAAAAUAAAAUCAGAAUUAGAACAAAUCAGCACAUUUUAUUUCGUAUUUAUUCUCAGGGCUUGCGUAUGGAAGUGAUAAAAUCAGAAAAAGAGAAUAUUAUAUAAUAUUGUAACACUGUAAAAGAAGCCAUUCUGCAUGAUGGGAACAUUUUGAUACUUCAAUUAAAUUUUGCUGCUCACACUUAUUUACUUUUAAUCGGGUAAAAUUCUGAAGGCAAGACUUUUAUUUGAAAUGUAGUAUUUUCAUGGUAUUGCUGCAUUUACUUAAAUAAAUUAUCUGAGUACUUCUUCAACCACUGCUGCUGGAAAAUGUAAUCUAUAUGUAUAAAAAUACAUAAUUUCUGACUUGUUUAUGCUUUGGGGUUACAAAAAAUCUGAAUCGGAGAAGUAACUUAAUCUAUAAAAUAAAUGUAGCAGAGCAAAAAGAAGUAUAAUUUACAGAGGAGCGAUAGAAAGCAUCCUGACAGGAAACAUUUCAAACUGACCCAGGACAGGAGGGCUCUGCUCUGGAUAUUAAAACCACUCCAGUUAUUAAAACCAAUCAUUGGGACCCACCUACAGAGCAUCAGUGACGAAUCGGUGAGCCGAGGUGCCAGCGCGGAGCCCAAGAGACACUAAAAGACCUGCAUCGCAUCAAAGUUCAGCCAAGUUUGUGAAUUUCAACCCCAAGAAUGAAUCAACUGACUUCACCGCAAAGUUUCAACAUUUUAAAACGCAUAUUAAGUUGUGGAAUAAGCAGACGUAUUCAGAUCCUUUACUGAAGUAAAAGUAUUAAUACCACAAGUUAGAAGUCCUGCUUUCAAAACCUUUACAUUUAAUUGAAGUACAAUUAUGUAAAUAUAUCUAUUCCAUCCAUUAUAUUAGAAGCAUGAAGCUAAAUGAAAUGGAAACACUCAACAAGCAAAGUACCUUGAACUUGAACUGCACACUCGAGGCAAACUAUGUUUCAGCUUUGUUUUGGAGACCCACAUCCUGUGUAACAGGAAAGCCGAGGCUACUUCAACCGUGAUGGAGAAUGACUGUUGAUGACCUGGAGACGGCAGCUUCAGUUAGUCCACGUUGAGGUCGCAUCAUAGUCUGUUUUUGGAUUUUAUUUAUUUGCUCUUCUUAUUUUUUCUUCUGUGUCUUCUAGGUAUGAUAGGAGGCUCCAGUCCGCUGGCUGCCGUCCUGACUGUUGUGUCAGUGAUGUGUUUAAGUCUGCUGGCUGUUCUCUGCCUGCGAUGCAAGAAGAAAUCCAAGAUCAUACACGAGGAGCAUCAAAUAUACAACCCGCAGAUGUUUGAAACACAAGAGGAGUUUGAGGACUUUUCAACAGCUACAGCUGCUUUGGAUGAACAGCCAAACUAUCAAAAUAUCUCAAAUGCCGAAACAGGAAGUGUGGAACACACGUAUGUAGCUCCACUGGCAAUCUCAGUGUAUGAAAAUGAACAGUGCACAAUAAUAACUGAUGCUGAUCAGAUUCCAGGUGUCUAUGCUAACACACACACUUCAUCAAGUAAAGAGGAUGAGGACGACUACGAGAACGCGGAGUAUCUGCACCAAGUUGUGCAGGAGGAAAAUGAUGAUGAGCCGGAGUAUGUGAAUGAAAUCUGCUGACGUGGACAUCAGAAGACAUCGGCCUGCACUCUGAACGUUGUGUUAAACUGAAGUUGUUUUCCAUGACAUGUGAAUAUAAAUGCUCAUGUACUUCAAUUGUGUGUUGAACCCGAGGAGAUUCAUCCAAUAAAAACAUACACAACACAAGA